CGUUUAAAAGGAUAUUUUUCGCAGUACAGUACUUGAGGACUGUUUCCAUGGAAUCGAUGGAAGAGUUUGACCGAGAGUGCCCCAUGAUGAAGACGUUUUGCCAGCUGCUUUCGGAGGACGAGUUUGAGGAGCAAGCCCUGUCCUACACCGAGCGGGCUCUGCUGGACCUGUUUCACACCAUGGACCAGAACCCAGAGCUGUACGAGCGCGUGAUCCGGAAGAGGAAACAGGGCGAGCUGGAGAAGGCCAGUGUCGGCUCCUGUUUAAAGGCAAAGUUCUUCACCGCAGUGGAGGGCCAGAUGAACCGCUGCAACGCUGUGGGGGCUGCCGAGCUGAAACAAAGGGUGGGGCAUCUCAAGGAGGAGAUGAAGAAGGUGCAGGCCUACGCUCAAGAAGCGAAAUGUGCAGCGAAGAGAACCUCAAAGCGUUUGGCUGAAAGGAGACAGAAAACCCCAGGUGAAUGUGAUGAAGAGCAAGCCCCGCCCCCUCCUCCACCUCUACCCCCCAGCACUGCGCUGCCUGAGGCACAGACUCUGCUGAAGGACAGGACCAAUCACAGGAAGAGUGAGUUUCAGAUGGCUGCAACCCCUGAUCUGUUGAACAGUUAUGGGCUCUCGAGACUGGACCGACACUGCAGGAGCUCAGUGGACCUGAGAGCUCUCUCAGAACCUGAACCCGAGAGUUCUUCCAAUCCGCACCACAACAUCCAGUACGAGCUGCUGGCCAGCAUCCCCCUGAAGAGACUCCAUGCCACUGGGAUUGUGAGAUCCCCAGGAGGCACUCCGUUGAAAACCCCGAGAAAGAGCCAGCCGAAGAGCGGAGAGGAGAGUUCCCCAGCCUCCGCGUUCAACACAGCGCUGAUCACCAAGUUCCGCAACGCUGUGAGUCCGACGGGAACGUCGUCACUCGACUCUCCGGAGCGCAGCGACAGCGACACAGACAGCUCGGGGUUCGCCACGCCCCACGGGACUCCGUGACGAGCCCAGGGGAGUUUCUGUCUGCCUCUUAAACCUUGUUUUAAACCUGUUUUAACAGAUGCUUUAUUACUUCAAUCAAUCCAUAUUCCUUCUGAUCCUGUGCUAAAGCAGUUUCUUCUCAGUAGCUUCAAUUGCACUCAAUCACUGAUUGCUUGAUGAGGUAAAACUUCCUUUCACCCCCAAGUCAAGUAGGCAGGUGUUUUGCCUGUUACACUGUGAUCUGUUACUCCAUGCACUGUUGUCUUUUUCAAUAUUCUUUAAAGAGUUUGAUCACAACUCUGUAUUUUAAAAGUUGUAACUUUUCACAAUUCCCAAAAGAUUUUGGAGUAUUUUAUGCAAUGAUGAACAACUUUGAGUUUUACCAAUGCACCUGUUCUAUUACUAAGUACUGUACCAAAAAGAGUGCUCUUUAAACCAAAUAUUUUAAAGGGAGUCGUUUGAGUGGUGUGACUGUAUAUCAUGAAGCAUGUGUAAAUAAUCUGCUACUGUGCCAUUGAUGUGUCCUUUACAAUUGUAUGCUUUCAGCUGUUAACUGAAGGCUCAGAAUCUUAAGCUAGGCUGCCUCAUUUCACAAUAGAUUGAGCUGCAGGAGAGAUCAUUAAAAUGAAGAUCUGAUCAAUAAAUACAAGAUGUGGGCUGAUCAAGUUGAAGCAACACUGUCCAGCCUUGUACUCUAUCUAGGAACUCCAGAAGCACUGUUCUGUGAGAUGUGGCAGUCUGGCAACUUUGAGUGGAUUGUCCAAAAGCCAUAUAUUCCCAAAGCACAUCGCUAUCACUGUGAUCCAGGAUAGGGGAUGGAAGCUGAGGGUCCUCUACAGUGAUGGGUGUAAUAGCAGGACAGGGUUUUGAUCCUCCUCCUGCUGAACACACUGGAGUGGUACACCACACACACACACACACACACACACACAGUAUAUACAGCCACGCCACUGUCGUGUCACUCGUGUUGCUCUUCUUUGUCUCUACCUCAUGCUUUCACUUUGUGCAGGAGUGUUGAGGCAGCAUGCUUUUUUUGAAUCAUCAAAAACAUUGUGGAUUUUCUGAGGCUAAGUAACGCAAGGGGGCUCCUUUAUUAUGGAGCUGGUUGUUUUAUUAGUUUGGUGUUUGAAGUGGACUUUGUGUUGCAGCUUUGGAAGGAUGGUUUAUCAGUCCUGUUGUUCUGGAUAUCUCACUUGCCUUAGUCCUGUUUUAUAGUAAUGAAUCAUCCACCCCUGGUCUGUAUAAACUGUUCAACACUGUGUAAUGAUACAAAAAGACAAAAAGUCCUAUAUUCUCCUGUCUGAGGGAUCUUCACAGAUUCACUGUUUUCAAUAUUUCACUAAAGUGAGAAAGCAAAAUAAAGAGGAAACACUUUACUGAAACUUUAUAAUAAUAUGACGGUUCCCGUCGAGAAUGUUUCCUCACAGCCUUCAGUGUUGAAAGGAGGUCCAAGCCUGCAGGCUUCUCUGCAGCUACAGUGCUGUAUAUCGUACAAUACUGUAUGCAUUACAAUUGAAUUCAGUGCGAGUUCUGUAUUGUUGUGUUCUCAUUCU
Messenger RNA from Polyodon spathula (Mississippi paddlefish), 2509 nucleotides. RefSeq lists its product as uncharacterized. The transcript is spliced from 7 exons. The record is from RefSeq and is a predicted model, not a curated record. Bases 48 to 977 code for a protein of 309 amino acids. NCBI's taxonomy places the organism in Eukaryota, Metazoa, Chordata, Actinopteri, Acipenseriformes, Polyodontidae.